AUGGCGACAAAUGCACGCACGUCUUUCUAUACCGAAGUUCGAGAGCAAUACGGACAGCCGACCGUUCAGCUGCUUAAGCUGUAUGCUAACAGCAACACGAAGUUGGGCAACAUGCAAAGUCGCAAGGAGUUUUUGCUGAAAUGCCGCCGAGCCGGAAUCAUACCAUCGCAUAUCGUUCAUUCCGUCCGGUGCGCACAAGAACUGAUCGCAUCCAGAAGCCCUUACACCCGAAAGCUGUCCUCGUCCGUGUGCAGAUUUCAGAAAUCGUUGCUGAACAUCGAAAUACAGGACACUUUUCAUAGGGUGCGACUACUAAACCAAGAUCUGGAGAAACUGCGAGAGCAAAUCGUCCAUCAGACCCGGUCAGACACAUACACACGUUUCUUCCUGACACAAGAAUUCGCAUACCACGACAACCUUCGCCGAAAAUCACAACAAACUGCUCGGAAGUACAACCGCCUAAUGAACCACUCCGUGGAAGCUAAUCAAUCCUCCCUUCCGACCGAAAACUGCAGCGCCAUCCUCAAUGCAACAAACAAAAUCGUACCACCAGAAACAUCCAUCCUCCUCAGCCUUGGUCCGAAAUUCGCCCUACCCUACAGCCACAUAAAACAGAUGCCACUGUUCCAUUUGAUCGCGGAUGUGGAAAAUAUUCUAUCCGCCCACACGGACAUCGAGCUUCGAGAACAAACGAGAUGCCGGAUCAUCAACAGGACACAAAACUUUGUCAAUAGGCACUCCACACUCGGCGACAAUCGCGGCAACCCUCUGGCCCAGUUUUGCCAAGCUGCAACCGUCGUCACUACAAAAUUUAUCAAGGCAAAUCCGGACAUUCUAAUCACCGAAGCUGAUAAGGGCAACCGUACCGUCAUAAUGAGUCUGGCUGACUAUGACAACAAGAUGCAACAGCUGAUCGGGGAUACCAACACAUACCAGCAGAUCAACCAUGACCCGACGGGCCGAUACGAGCGCAAAAACAACAGCAUCGUACAGAGACUGUAUGCGCUGCAGCUCAUAGACGCCCGAACCAAACACACGCUCACGAGCUACAAUGCGGUGUGCCCACGGAUAUACGGACAGCCCAAAGCGCAUAAGGCCAACCUACCACUCAGACCAGUGGUUCCUAACACAACUUCCCCCACGUACCAAUUGAGUAAGUACCUCGCCGACAUACUUCAAAAAUCAUUCACGAGUGAGUUCAAUACCGUGGAUUCCAAAACGUUCUGUACGUAUGUCAAUCAAUUGACGAUACCAACAGACCAUGUACUGGUGUCGUUUGAUGCAGUUUCGCUAUUCACAAACGUCACUAAGGAAGUUGUCAUACACGACAUUAUCAUGAUGUGGGAUCAGAUCCGAGACAACACCACUAUCAACCUGGACCUGUUCCUGGAAAUAGUAGACUUUUGCAUCGGUGCUAGCUUCUUCAGUUUCCGGCAAAAGUAUUACCUCCAAACCUCUGGUACGGCAAUGGGAAGCCCACUAUCCCCAAUAUUAGCAGACAUUGUCAUGGAAAACUUGCUAUCAAAAGCAAUUGGGAGGGCGAACCUUUCUCCACAAUUCAUUCGCAAAUACGUGGAUGACUUGUUCCUAGUGUUGCACAAGGACCAAAUAGAUGCGGUUCUGGCGAUUUUCAACUCGCUAAACCCAAAGAUAGUAUUCACAGCUGAAGUGGAAGUAAACAACCAACUUCCCUUCCUCGAUCUGCUUGUGAUUAGGCAAGAGGACAAUAGCAUAAAAACGGACUGGUAUGCGAAACCAAUUUCAUCGGGCAGAAUGUUGAACUACUUCUCGUUCCACCCGACGGACCAAAAGCUCGCAGUUGUAAACAACUUUAUUGACCGAGUACGCAGUUUGAGCACCAUCCGAACUAGAGAGCAGCAAGAUCAGCUGAUUCACCAACACCUCCGCAACAACGAUUACCCUCACACUCUCAUCAACCGACUAUUGCGCCAACCUCGACGGAUCGAAAAUACAGACAGGCCCACUGUCUAUCGAUCGAUCCCGUAUAUCGAUGGCCUCACACCUUCUAUCAAAAAGAUAAUCACUAACAGCGGACUGCAGUUGGGAAUAUCUCACAGCAACAGGAACACAGUCCGAAACCUGUACAAAAGCGCUAAGGAUCCCAUACCUGUGCUUAACAAAAACAACGUGAUAUACAGAAUUGACUGUAGAGACUGUCCCAGCGCAUACAUCGGAAUGACUACCAACAAGUUGCGGACCCGCAUGUAUGGCCAUCAAACCCACAUCAACACUCUUGAAAACAAACUGGCAGAAGGUUACCAAUACACCGAUCCCGAAAUACAGCUGUUACAAGAGAAAUCGGCACUGAUGAACCACUGUAUCAAUCACCAACACCGUUUCAACAUCCAACAACCAUCCCUCGUCGAUUCAACCUACAAGAGACAAGCUCUGCAAGUGUUGGAAAUGUGCCAUAUUGCGACGACUUCCAACACGGUCAACCAUCGGACAGACACCGAUAAUUUAAGCUGUGCGUACGCAAAUCUGCUCUCAACGAUCAAAACCCAGAGAGGAGCGAGAAAUGCGUCGUCAACUACUAACCAAAAUCGACAAAAUACAAGAAUUCUAACCACCCCACUAACACAAACAAAUCCGACCAACCAAACAGCACCAACUAUAAACACCCCACAGUAA
Aedes albopictus (Asian tiger mosquito) is the source of this 2652-nucleotide messenger RNA. RefSeq lists its product as uncharacterized. The transcript has a single exon. NCBI's taxonomy places the organism in Eukaryota, Metazoa, Arthropoda, Insecta, Diptera, Culicidae. Bases 1 to 2652 code for a protein of 883 amino acids. The record is from RefSeq and is a predicted model, not a curated record.